Molecule: messenger RNA, 2180 nt
Organism: Corythoichthys intestinalis (scribbled pipefish)
Lineage: Eukaryota; Metazoa; Chordata; Actinopteri; Syngnathiformes; Syngnathidae
Gene: spag6
Product: sperm associated antigen 6
Exons: 11
Coding region: 469-1992 (507 amino acids)
Biological process (GO): sperm axoneme assembly; neuron projection extension; filopodium assembly
Cellular component (GO): acrosomal vesicle; axoneme; microtubule cytoskeleton
Molecular function (GO): microtubule binding
Source: RefSeq, a predicted model, not a curated record
UUCAACAACAACACAGACUUUUCGGCGUGCAGACACAUACCUCCAAGUCAAGGCAGUAAAACAAAAAGAUCCCCAAGAGGAGUCGUUGGUGAGUUUUUAAAGCGCUGAGCUUUUUUUUUUUUUCUUGCAAAGUCCUUCGUUCCAAUGAAGAGCAAAAACAAAAAAAACAAAAAGCAGCUUGUAUUCACGCUUGUCACACGCAGUCGUUCUGUUGACGCGCCGUCCUUCUCAUCACUUUGUCAUAAAAUGCCGAGUGUCGUGAGACGCGUGACGCAAAGAACCUCGGGACUUCUUGGGGUUUGACAUCGCCUUCGUCACAGUUUUUAGCGAGAUGGCCCCAAAAAAUUGAGCGGCGGAAAAGCAAAAAGCGACGACGUCGAGCCGCUAAAUGACGUCACUCGUGUUCACAUUUACCGCACACAGGUUUGAAGACUAUUCUUGAACCCACCCGAUUUGGCGGCUGACACGAUGACUCAAAGGCAGAUCGUCCAAGUCUUUGAGCAGUAUAAUAAGUCAAGAAUGCAGUUUGUGCAAACUGUUGCCGAUCUGGCUGAUCGGCCGCAAAACAUCGAAAUACUCCAAAGGGCAGGUGUGAUGUCUAUGUUGAGGCCCCUGAUGCUGGAUGUGGUUCCUGGAAUCCAGCAGAAAGCAGCCUUGGCGCUGGGCCGCCUGGCCGUCCACAACGCCGACCUGGCUGACAAUUUGGUGAAGGAAGACAUCCUGCCGCAGCUUAUCCACUCUCUAAACAACCAAAAUAGGUUGUAUAAGAAAGCAGCAGCGUUUGUGUUGCGUGCCGUGUCCAAACACUCUCCCGAGCUCGCUCAGGCAGUGGUAACAAACGGAGGUGUGGAUGCUCUCGUUUGCUGUCUCGAGGACUUUGACCCCGGUGUGAAAGAAGCGGCCGCCCUGGCUCUGGGUUUUAUUGCACGACAUAAUGAUGCUUUGUCCCAGUCCAUUGUGGAUGCGGGUGCUGUCCCCAUGCUCGUGUUGUGCCUCCUGGAGCCGGAAAUUGCCCUCAAACGCACCGCAGCCUCUGUGCUCAGCGACAUCUCUAAACACACGCCCGAAUUGGCCCAAAUCGUUGUGGAAGCGGGUGCUAUUGCACAUCUGGCACAGAUGAUUCUUAACCCAGACACCAAACUCAGGCGGCAGGUUUUCUCUGCUCUCGGUCAGAUCAGCAAACAUUCGGUCUGCCUGGCCGAGAUGGUGAUUGAAGCCGAUGUCUUCCCCGCGGCCAUGAUGUGCCUCAGGGAUCAGGACGAGUGCGUGAAAAAUAACGUGACCAUUCUGAUGAGAGAGGUGGUCAAACACACCCCUGAGCUGUCCCAAGUAAUCGUAAACUGCGGCGGCACGUCAGAAGUGAUCUCUUACCUCGGCGAGUGCCGUGGAAGUCUAAGGUUACCGGGGAUUAUGAUGUUGGGAUAUGUGGCAGCGCACAGUGAGAACCUGGCCAUGGCCGUCAUUCUCUCUCAAGGCUUGCUUCAGCUCGCUCUAUGUCUAUCCGAGGAGACGCAACAUCACAUUAAGGCCGUCACGGCCUGGUGCAUAGGCCAGAUAGGGCAUCACACGCCUGUUCACGCCAAGUCCGUUGCCACUGCCAACUUAUUGCCCAAGUUGUUGCAACUCUACAUGGACGCUAACAGCUCAGAAGACCUGCAGAACAAAAGUAAAAAGGCUCUGAAGAUGAUCUUACAAAAGUGCACCUUCCUUCCAGCGCUGGAGUCACUCCUCUACGACGCCCCGAGUAAUAUCAUCAAACACGUCGUCUGUCAGUUCAGCAAGGUGUUGCCUCACGACAGUCAGGCUCGCCGUCAGUUUGUGACCAGCGGAGGGUUAAAGAAAGUGCAAGAAAUCCAAGCGGAACCGGGCUCCGUCCUGCAGGAACACAUUAAUUCCAUCAACAGCUGCUUCCCAGAGGAGAUAGUCAGGUACUACUCUCCUGGCUACUCAGAGGUGUUGUUGGAACGCUUAGAGAACUUUAAGAUCUCCUGAGUCCAACUGGCACCCCCGUGCAACGUUACCGCAAAAACCACAUGCUCCAAAUAUGCUUCAAACAUUCAACAUGUGACCGGAUGUUUUAUGAUUAAUAACCAAACCUUGAAAUUCGUUGACUCCAUGCACAUGAGAUUAUUUUGGAAAAUUGUGCCUGUAGAGUGGAGUGAAUGUUACAUAACGUAAAA